CGAAGCUGCCUCUUAAUGACGUCAACUGGCCAACAACAACAACAACAAAAUCAGUGCUGUCAAGGCCGUGAAGCGAGCUUCGUGCGUUUAUUUCAAAUGGCAAGUACGACAAGAAUAGGAAGCGACCACACCGGGGAAGCGGAGCCGGACGGUGAACGCCCAACGGAGGCUUGCGCCCAAGCUGCGGGGACAACGGAGGCGAUGAUGAGGCAAAACGUCCAGCAGUCCGCUAGUGGCCGACAGUUCGGAGGCAGGGAUCUGCUCAGCGGUAUUGCAGAGGUGAUUACCUGGAAGAGACCUCUGCGGAGCACAGCCGUCUUCUUAACUACCAAUGUAAUAUUCUGGUUUGUGGCCCUUGGAUCCUGGAGACUGUACUACACACUGGCUUUGAGCUUGAUAGCCUUAGUGAUGGUUCACAUGAUGAGAGACAUAAUGCUGUCCAGACGAAGAGGGAAGAACACAAUUGCGGCCUCUGCUCACUCUCGUUGGAGAACAAUAGGAGCCUACAUAUGGAGAAGUAUGAGUGAGAGCUGGGAAGUCAUUGACUCUAGCCAGGAGAGCAGGGAAGAGGCUAGCCAGUUCACAGACUCCUGGAUGAGCUGCAAGCUGCUACUCCAGGAAAUGUCCUAUUUCAAGCAGCAGAACCCUGGAAAGUUCUGCCUGCUGGCCUGCAGCUUGUGCUCCUUCUUUGCUGUCCUGGGACGAUACAUUCCGGGAAUCGUCAUUUCUUACAUCGCGGUGCUCGCAGUCUUCCUUUGGCCGCUGCUUUCAUCCCAUGAAUUUGGGUUGUGGGUGGAUUCAGUUCUGCAGAAACUGGAUUUCGGAGUCGGGGACUUCCUUCAGAGAAUCAGAAAGAAUCAUGAAAAAAGAAUUGCUCAGAGACAAGAGGAGAGCAGUGAUACUGACCUGUCUGCACUUUUCCCCAAGCUGGAUUCAUCCAUUUGCAAAGAGCUGUCUGUAUCUGACACCGAGGUGUCCCAGGCGACCUGGACGGAGAACACCUUUGAUCUGUCGGAGGGACACACCCCUGUCACUGAGGACUCAGAAGACCUGGAUCCCCCCAACGGUCAGGACGAGGCCUUCACCAGUCGGCUGGCGGAGUUCCCGUCGGUGGAGAACGGGACGUGGACAAACAGUGACGAGGAGGACCUGAGCCUGGGCCCCGUGGGCAACGGCCGGCCCCAGCAGGGGGCCCCAGGGUCCCUGGCGAUGGAGCUGAUGGACCGGAUGGCCGGGGAUGUGAUAGCGGCAGCGGUGACGGCGGCCAUCCAGGAGCAGCUCCUCCCCUCCGGCCCCCGCCCCUCCGCCUCGCAUCAGCCUCUGGACUUCACCGAGGACUCUGACAGUGAGGCGGAGGGCUUUGAGCUGCUGGACCAAUCGGAGCUGGAGCAGCUGCAAGGUGAGUUGGGCCUGGAGAGAGUGGCCCAGGAAGCCCCUCCCAAACCCUCGAAACCCUCCUUCUUCUCAAGACUGCUGGGCCGCCAAUGAUUACGAGGCUGUGGGCGGAGCCCUGGGAGUAGGUGGGGCCCUGCACUAGGAAGACUGUGAGGGUCAUCGGCUGGGGAGCCCAAUACAAAAUAUGGUAUUCCUUUCUUUCUUUCCAGUAGAACCCAAUCAUCCUGAAUCAAACUAUCAACAGAAGUGAUAGUCCUCGGAUGGAUGUGCAGGAGGGGUUACUUUGGACGUUGAUAACGUGAGCGUGUUUCUGGAAGAGUCUGUGACUUUAGCAAACUGCUACCCCCCCAACCUGUCUUGCUACAACACAACAGCACUGGAACAAGCAAGAGGGCUAACUAGUUAGCAUCACAGGUGCAACUGUCAAAGGACUGAGCUGUGUGCUUCCUGACCCACUGCCAAUCCUUCUGGUCUGUCACAACCUACGGCUAUCAGCUAAACCUGGCUGGCCCACACUACUCCACCAUGCCCUCAAACACAAAGACAAACAGCCAGACCUCAUUAAUGCCCCUUCGUGUUCGGAUAGGUAACAUGUAAAAUAGUCUUCUUCUGGGAAGGUCUGUGUGCAGAUUCAGACCGAUUCAUCACAAUACAUCACAACACAUCCAUGUUAGAAGCAUGAAAGGACUUUCCCAGUGAGGCCGAGGCUAUUGAAGAACCCUUCAUGUCUACUUUUUAAUUUUUUAUUGUAGCAUUACUUAAUUUUUCACACUGUAUUUUAAGGGCCUUUUCAGACAAUUAAUAUAUACAUGGGUACUUACGAAUAAGCUUUAAAUGUAUGAUAUCAAAUUAGAAAAUGCAUAGAAUCAUCAACAUUUUGGUUGUUUGUGCAGUCCUUUGGUGAAGGAAGUAAAAUGGCAAAAGAAUCAGAAAAAUAUUAAAAGUACAUUUUUAACACCGCAAUUAUUUCUGGUUUUAUUUGACCAAUUUGUGAUUUAUUAUAUACCUGUUUAUCAGUUCAUUACACAUUAUAAUUGCAUCAUGAUGAAGUAAUAUUGGAUACAAACCCUUUGUCUGCCAAACAAAAAUCUCUUAACCGUUAACUCUUUCUUCAAGCACUUCUUGUUUUGCUUCACUGAGAUGGUCUACUGUAGAUUUUUAAUGAAGUAAUAUCAAUGGGUAUUGCAUGGAUAAUCCUGUUUUAUGUGCCCACAUUGUGUAUUUUGUGCUUUUACCUCAACAUACACAUUUUUACAUAACAUAUGCACUUCAAAGAAAACUGAAAUUGAACUGACAUCUUAAUGUAAAUUAAAAGACAUUUGAUCCUGAUAGAAUCUCAAAAUGGCCCUAGCUAUGGCAGUCAUGGAUAUAUUGUUGACUGUAAUGACAAAUUGACAUUUUUAAUGUUUUUUUUUUAUUAAAUCAUACUUUCAGGGUGUCUGAUUUAUUUUCCCCGGGGUACAGACAUUUUAAGUGCAGUACAGGUAAAACCUUUCUGUAUUCAUGUUUUAGACAGGAUUGCAGGACAUGAAAAUGUUUUAGUUUUUUUAACAUCAGAAAUGUUUAAGAUUGAAAUCUAUAGUUCAAAUUGACAUUAGUAAUCACAUUCUGCAUUUACUGAACAUGUCUUUAAAUGCAUCUUCUGUCUUUAAGAAAAGAAAUUCAUUUCUAAAUACGUAUAUACAGUACUGUAUAUACCUGUACACCAAAGAAUGCCUUGUAAGUAAUCCUGCAAUCAUCUAGAUGACCACUGGAUGGAGUUAGAUGCUUGAUCCACCUCACAAGCAAUCCUUCCCCCACUAAAGUAGCACUCUGUAUUCUUUUCAUACCAAAAUCCAGAAUAGUCACUUUUUCUGUUUGCAACAUAUGGCAUAAUGUAGUAAUAUCCUGGAAUGUUUUCACUGAUUGACUGUAGCUUUUCUGUUAUCAUGUAUUCUGAUUUGAAAGAAUGUUCACAUUUGCAACACACCAAUAACAAGACCAAAUUAAAUCUAAUGUUCAUGUUUCAGGCAGGGAAAGCAGGGUACGAUAUUAAAAUGCGACAAGAAACGUACAUUUGAAGAGAACCACUGUUAAUGAGCUCCCAUUUCAAAAUGUAUUAUGUCCGUUUUUGAAGGGAUGUUGAUUGUUCUAGAUAUCAAGGGGUGCGGAUUUCAUGGUUGUUCAUUUGCAUUGAUUUACUCACAUUUAAAUACCGUAAAUUCCACCAACAUCACAAAAGCCAUCACCUAAAGUCAGUUUAAUAUAUGAGAUAUUCACAUGAUUUUAUGUCUCAAGAAUGCUGAUAAUUAUGUAAGUCACAAAAGUUAAAAAAGGAACAGAGGAACAUGAAAUAAGGAAGUGGUUGUCAUGGACAAAGUUGCAUUUUGAAUGUUUAGGAUUUGAACAUUAGCAAUAAACAUCAGUACAAUUAGUACAAACAUUGGUGUUGCUCAGCUUAUGUGGUAUACCAUAAGAUCUAUGCUAUCAAACUUAUUCUAAGAGAAAAGGCAAGGAAAUUGCUUUAAGGCCAAUGGAGGAUGGAAGUCAUGACUAUGUACUGGUAAAUGAUGAAUCCAGUUAGUAAUUAAUUCAAUCAAAACAUAUUUGUAUUAGGAAUUAUUGUAAUUCAGCAAACCAAAUUUCCCACUUAUAUUUUCAGUCAUGUACUAGCCAUGCACACAACAAAUUACGAUUCUUUGCAUACAUUAUCAAAAUGCAAAUUGCUUGAGCUAAUCGAUCACACAUAAAACCAGUAUAGUAUAUCAUUUCAUUUCAUAAAUAUGUGUGCAUGUGUACAAUUGAUAAACCCAUGAAAAUCAGCAUGAGAAUCACAGCGUGCUAAUUUUAAAGAGCCCAUUAUGUUUCAUAACCCACAGGGUUUAUGACAUUUAAAACUAUUACAUUGUGAAAAUAAUCUCUACAUUUGUUAUAUUUUUGUAUAUCUUCUAGUUAAUCUGUUAGCUUCUACCUCCUCUUAAAUCUGCCUUAUCAUAAAUGUUGGAUGUCCUACUGUACUUCACUGCAUACCAUUCUUUUUAAAGCAUUGUAAUCAAUUGAUUGUUUUACUGUCAAAUAAAAGGUCAAUCUUAUUAAA
Messenger RNA from Conger conger (European conger), 4471 nucleotides. It is a transcript of the gene retreg1, whose product is annotated as reticulophagy regulator 1. The transcript has 10 exons. Bases 16 to 1488 code for a protein of 490 amino acids. Gene Ontology annotation, biological process: reticulophagy; negative regulation of neuron apoptotic process. Lineage: Eukaryota; Metazoa; Chordata; Actinopteri; Anguilliformes; Congridae. The record is from RefSeq and is a predicted model, not a curated record. Gene Ontology annotation, cellular component: endoplasmic reticulum membrane.